AUGAGCGAAGAAAAAAGGAACUGCAAGAUCUGCCAUACGGGAGAUGUAAGGGGAGACGAGCUGUGCAGUCCAUGCCGGUGCUCAGGAACAAUCAAGUAUAUUCAUAAGGAAUGCUUGAUGUCGUGGAUGGAGUGUUCGAAGAUCAAGAGGUGCGAUAUAUGCCACUAUGAAUACAAGUUCCGAGACAUCUACAAGCCAGACACUCCCCAGGUGCUGCCUCUAUCGGUACUUAUAAAGGGGGUGGCAGGUAUAGGACAGAGGGUUGGGACUGUGCUUGCAUGGUGUAUCCUACAGAUGGUGAAGUGGAUAGUAGUGUUCUAUUUCAAUGGAUACUUUUUCAUGGUGUCAACAGGAUUGUAUGAUUCCAACGCCAGGGCCGAGCUCGGAGACAUUCUGGUGUGGAUAGCAGUUGGGAUUCCGUUUGCAUGGCUGGCGCAAGUCAACCGAUGUUUAUUUAACCAAAUUAGAGAAAGGUUUGGAGAAGACAUAAGAAGGAGGAGGAUGACGAUGAAUCCACGCGCAAUACUAGAGUCUCUAGAGAGAGAGCCGCGGGAGGAGGGGUCUAGAGAGGAUGAAGGGGGUAGAAUAGAUGAGAAUCUAUCCUCGGAUUCCAACGUAUCUGUUUCUAGAGAGAUUUCCGAGACCACAGGUGUUGAGAGAACUAAUUUCAGAAGGCUGAGUGAUCCUAUGAACAAUUUUCUCUUCAAGCCAAUAAUAUCAGGGGCCAUUGGGAUGACUCUACCUGUUUCAUUUAUACCUUUAAUGUAUGCAAUGGGGAGAUACAUUUCCGUUCCCAAGAUCUACGGGCCCUUUAAUGAGUUCCUCUCUGCAAUGAAUCUCGAAGGCUUGUACACUAGACUAGUAGGAUUCGGCAUGGUUUUCUGGGCAAUCAUGAGCCUUGCAGAAGAUGUUCGGAAAAGGUUCUGCAUUAGUAAGAUAAAGUAUGUAUGUAUUUUCAUGAAGAUAUACUUUAUAAUAAUGCUGAACAUAUUCUUCAUGAACCUAACGUUUGGUCUGGUUCUCCACUACAUGUUUGGAAACAUACUGAACAAGGGAGUGUAUGUACUACAUCUGAGCAGUGAGCACAGUGUUGUCUUGAAGGGAGGAGUUUCGCUGGUAUUCCACAUGUCGAUUGGAUAUACAUUUAGCAUUGUAAUAAGAAAUGUCUUCCUUAGAUUCAAAAGAUGUUUCCGGCCUGGUGUCCUGCACUUUGUUCCCGACGAUGACGACUCUCGCAUGGACGAACUGUACGAGGCAUCAAAGAUAGGAAUCUCAAGAAUAUUCCUCCGGGUCAUUACUUACCUGGUGGCCUUUUCCCUGUUCUACGGGAUAGGGCUUACAAUGAUGCGAUGGGCUUGUGGGGAAAUUGAGAUAAGGUUCUCGAUAAGAAGCUUUCUGAAACUGUCUCUUACAUAUAAAACCUUUACAAUGCUCUUGUAUUCCAACAGAAUCCUUUGUGAUUAUGUGGUUAAAGGGCUCAACAGGGUUGUAAGGCUGGAAGCCCGGAUGCUUGGGAUGGAAAACUUUCUUUACAAUGCCCGGGCAGUGGGAUGUGAUAAACGAAUGCUGAUGUGGUGUGUGAACAGGAACAAGAUCUUCAGGAGACAGCAUAUCAGAGCAAGAGAGCAAAGGAGGCCAACCGAAAGAGAGAUCUGCAGAUACUUCAAUUCCCGCUUGUCCUCGGAUUUUGCCAUUUUCUAUGUUCCGAGGCAGUUUGCCUUAAGGUGCGGGUUGAUAAGUCUAUCUGUUAUUCUGUCCUUCUAUUGUAUUUACACCGGAUAUGUCUUUAUAGCCAAGCACAUUGUCCGGGGAAUCAAUAUAGAUGCAUAUAUCCGAGACUCCGGGGACAUCUUAUUCUACUUGGCACUAGCUUUUCUCUUUCGGAUUUCUUGGAUUGUAAUCCAUGUUACAACGAGCAUUGUGAAGGAAGAGAAGGGCUUCCUGCAGACGAUUGGAGAGUUGUGCAAGCACGGGGUUGUGAAUGUAUACAUAAACACAGUGUAUCCUCUUUUCGGGAGCCUAAUGGUGAUUGUGCUGUCGAAUGACGGGACGAACAUCACGGGAGUGCGGCCUCUGAGGCUGUUUCUGUUUUUCUUUAGUUCCACUUCGAUUGUGGAAACCAUUCUAAGUUCAUCUCCCGAGAACUAUACCUUCCGAGCACUUGUCAGAGAACUCUGCAAGGUCAAUGCCUUUAUCUCUGUUCUGUUUGGGAUUUGGUACAUGUACAAUGCAGUGACCCUGCUGCUUGGGCUGAGCAAUACGGAGUUUAUUGUGCUUGGAGUGGUUGUUGGAUAUAUUAUCUUUGUGUCUAAGAAGGUGGGACAAAGUAUCCAGAGCGACAAGGACUUCUACAAAAGACUUAUGGACGAGAACUACCUGGUUGAGAGAAGGGUUGUGAACUUUGAUGAGGAGUGA
This is a messenger RNA of Encephalitozoon intestinalis ATCC 50506, 2415 nucleotides long. RefSeq names its product SSM4 protein. Lineage: Eukaryota; Fungi; Microsporidia; Unikaryonidae. The coding region runs from base 1 to 2415 and encodes 804 amino acids. Gene Ontology annotation, molecular function: zinc ion binding. Gene Ontology annotation, cellular component: endoplasmic reticulum membrane. The record is from RefSeq and is a predicted model, not a curated record. The transcript has a single exon.